Messenger RNA from Myripristis murdjan (pinecone soldierfish), 2497 nucleotides. RefSeq names its product C1GALT1-specific chaperone 1 (gene c1galt1c1). The transcript is spliced from 2 exons. The record is from RefSeq and is a predicted model, not a curated record. The coding region runs from base 256 to 1215 and encodes 319 amino acids. Gene Ontology annotation, molecular function: N-acetylgalactosaminide beta-1,3-galactosyltransferase activity. NCBI's taxonomy places the organism in Eukaryota, Metazoa, Chordata, Actinopteri, Holocentriformes, Holocentridae.
AGCGGAUGUCGGUAGAGUGUGAGUGUGUGUGUAUGUGCCUUUCUCUCUCUCGGUGUGUGUGUUUACCAGGCAGCUAGCUGAGCUAACUAAUCCGACUGUUGGUGAUCUCUCACCCAACAGGAAAAGUAGGGGAACAGGUUCAGGUUCACACACCCGGAAAAAAAGAAGAAGAAGAAGAAGAAGAGAGAGAAAAGAGCAGCGUCUUUUGAGCAGCAGCAGCAAACACUUUCUUCGACGAAGUGACUGGCUGCCAAAAUGCUGGCUGAGGGAAGCUCCUUCAUGAAGGGGAUGCUCCUGGGGGGCCUGUUCUGCUUGGUGCUGUCCCUCCUCGGCAGCUUCAGCCCCAGCUUUGAGUCCAACACCACCGAAGACCACCACCACCACCACCACGUCAAGGCGGCCAGCAAAGACGAGCUGAAACGCCUCACUGACACUCAGAUGGAUGAGCUGAGUCAACAAGUGCGAGUAUAUUGCGUCAUCAUGGUCCAGCCCAAGGUCCUGGUCUAUUGGGCGACUGCCAAAGACACCUGGAGCAAACACUGCGAUCAGGCUGUGUUCUACACCUCAGAGUCAUCGAAAGCCCUCGACGCGGUAAACCUCAGUGAAAAAGAUGACUGGACGAGGUUGCGCAAGGCUCUGAAGCAUGCCUAUGACAAUGCUGGGGAGCUGCGCUGGUUCUUUUUGGCACGGCCCACCACGUUUGCCAUUAUUGAGAACCUCAAGUACCUCAUACUCACUAAGGAUCCCAGUGAACCCUUCUACAUCGGCCAUGCCAUGAAGUCAGGGGAGCUCGACUACGUGGAGUAUGAAAGUGGCAUUGUUCUCAGCUACGAGGCGCUGAAAAGGCUUGUGCAUGUCUUCCAGGAUGAGGAUAAAUGUCCUGAAAGAGGGCGUGCCCUGUGGAAGCUGAGCGAAGAGAAGCAGCUGGCCAUAUGUCUGAAGUUUACCGGGGUGUUUGCAGAGAACGGAGAAGACUCACAAGGAAAGGGCCUGUUCAACAGCAAGAGCGUGGAGAGCCUGAUAUCAGACAGCCUGAGCAACAACCCCACAAAUGUUGUGGAGGGCUGCUGCUCUGACAUGGCCGUCACCUUCAGCGGGAUGUCACCCAACCAAAUGCAAGUCAUGAUGUUUGGUGUGUACAGACUUCGUCCCUAUGGCCACGAUUUCCACGACUCUUUAAUAUUUCACCCUCCUGAAGGCUCAGACAACGACUAGCGACACAUUCGUUUUUACUGGACAUGGUGUUUUAGAGACUCCUUCGGUGAUGGCAAACUUGACGUUUGGGGAGCUUGUUUAAUUAUGCUGUUUGUAAAAAUGGAUGGAUGGUAGGUGGGAAUAUCACUGUUGUGUAUUCUCUACCUUUUGCACUUGGCACAUUCAAUGCCCCAUCCCUUUGUGGUGUGGGUAAAACAAACAAGAGUGAAUGUGCACUCCUUUGAAUGAAUUGCUUUCUCACAGCGUUGUGAUUCCCUAUUCAUUAUCUCCACACAUAAAGAGAUCAGCCUGUACAGCUGAAUAUACGGUGACAUACCUCAGUGAGCAGGUGAGGUUUCAGUAUGUACAGUGAAAUCUUGAAGGGGCCAAAUGAAGUUAAUCAAAAUCCUCACAACCAUUUUAAAAGCAAAAAAGAUGGCUGCUUCUCCGAAUUUAAUAAAUUGACCUUUUACCCAACAACAGCAAUAUAUUCAAAGGAUUGUCGUCAUUGUAAUAAAACCUAUCACUGAUUUGAUUUCUCUAGUUUUUGUUUUACCAAAUCACCCCCUCUGUGAAGUAGUUACUUAUAAAAGCUCCUUUCAGUAACUGGAAUAAAUAAUGUUACAUAUCCUCUGUUAUUACCACUAAGUUUACUAAGAGGUUGUGCGAUUGAGAAUAAAAGGAGUUUUGUAAAUUUUAUGUGGGACACAAUAUUAGUAGCUCCCCAGCUAUGAUGGUGAAUAAUCAGCCAUGCAUAAUUGGAAGUGUUUUUUUUUUUUUUUUUCUUUAAGGGAAUCUUUGUAUAAUCAAGGGACUAUUUGGUUGAGCUGUAUGGCUUUGAAAGUACCAUGAAUGUACACAGUUUCAGAUUUACCAUGGUGUUUUUUACCAUGUUUGAUUCUGCCUUGAUUACUGGUUGCAAUGCAGACCACUACGUUGUUGUGUCUUAACACACACGGAUACUGUUGUAUUACAAGAUGUAGGACUCAAGUGAGCUGAAUCGCUGCUGUCAGGUAGGGCAUUCGUUCUUCUUCUCAUUGUAACAAAGCCCGGUGGUCAGUAAGGCUGCUCGACACAUAAACCCAGUCUGGGAGACAUCAGAGUUUUAGCCACAUACUGAAUAUUGACACAGACAGGAAAAGGCAGCAUGACAGGUCUAAAAGUAUUGUUGUCUGAAUAGUUUCAAUCUUCAUCCUGCCACUCCUUCAGCUGCUGUGAACACCUACUGACUGUGUGGCCACUUGUCUAGCAUAUACAUCUGAGCAUACAUGAAAACCUGAUAUUAAAAUGUUGUCCUGAAAUA